UUUUUUUUUAUUUUUUUUUUUUUCUGUUAUUUUUUUUUUUCUACACUGAAGGAGGGCGACCAACCAAUUUUCGUCGUCCUUUCCGAGCCAUUUACCUCUUUUGGGAGGUAAAGAAGUGGCCCCAUGGAAACGAAUCACGAUGAACAUGAGAUUCAUGAACCAAAGCGUUUUUUAACCAUGACGCAUAAAUAUAUUCACUUGCUACUUAUUUAGUGCCAAUAGAAAAUGGCUCCGAACGGCCCGUUCAUGCUUGCAGAAAGUGCUAUGAUACGCUCAGUUGGUGGAUUUCCAAAAAUGGCAGAAAGAAAAAAAAAAAGGAAAAGUGUGUUAUUCAAUAGGUUGCUGCUGAAUGGCUUAAUCACGCGACCAGGGUUUUCUGGUCUCAGAUAUUGACCAAAUUUUUGGGAAAGCCUGUCAAUUCGCGCUUCCAAAAUCUUUCUUCUUUUACUAAUUGCCAAUUCCCUCGCUUGUAUAUUUCGUUUAUUCGUAUAUAUAAACCAUGAAUCCCUCAAAGCAACCCGAUGAAGCCGUGCCACAUUCAGAGACUGACCGAAAAGAUGAUAUACUGCCGGCCCAUAUUCCAGUUGACAUGGCUAUAGCGCCCGACCAGCAACCAUACCAUACACAUGUUAUCCACAGCCCUACCUGUGAGCCUCCGGAAGAGGACAGCAGCCCUCGAUUAGCUCAACAUACGCUUUCUCCCGAAAAGCUCGGUGUCACGGGCUACGUCAAAGAUGUGGUCGGCUUUGUCAAAGAUGCCGUCUAUGACGCCCGCGACCAGAAGCACCGUAAAAGCGGCCAACAAGGGCAAGCGUCCGAACAACCUCAUUUCAUUCCUGCAGGUGCAGCCGAACCGGCAGUGCUGGCCCCGGCGCAAGCCCCCCGAGAAAGCUCACCGUUGGUUGAUACUGUCAUUGGUCUUUUCCCGCAUUUAGGUGAUGACAAAGCAGCCGCAUGCACCCACGCUGAACAAUUACGCAACGAUAUGAUGCAAACUCACGCUGUGCAAAAUCCGAAUGAUCAUCGAUUAUUGUAAGAUCUUCCUUUUUAUCCAGAUAACAAAGUAAUAAAUAAUGCAAUGGGUUUGAUGGUGAUAUGAUUACUGCUGCAUUUGUGUGACACCGUUUGUACGCAUGACAUCAGUCUGUGUUUUCCGAAAAGGGAUAUUUCUUACAAGAAUCUGGCAUGCAUUCUUCGGUAUAUCAACUGAUAAGAAUUACUUAGCUGCGGUAUUGAAACUGUUUCGGGAUCGGGAUGAUGUGGCAUGAUGGAGAGUGUGAAAUGGUUUAUUUGCGUGCGUUGGUAUGUGCGUGGUAUGGUGUGCAGUAAACACAUUAACAAGCCGUACACCCGCUGUGCAAUGAAUGCCGCCUGCCACCGGAGGCCGCCCUCUUACAUUGAGCGACUUUCGUCAGACAAAAAGCCAUACGCA
Molecule: messenger RNA, 1432 nt
Organism: Radiomyces spectabilis
Lineage: Eukaryota; Fungi; Mucoromycota; Mucoromycetes; Mucorales; Radiomycetaceae
Exons: 1
Coding region: 500-1036 (178 amino acids)
Source: RefSeq, a predicted model, not a curated record